Vigna unguiculata (cowpea) is the source of this 1301-nucleotide messenger RNA. RefSeq names its product ricin B-like lectin R40G3. The record is from RefSeq and is a predicted model, not a curated record. NCBI's taxonomy places the organism in Eukaryota, Viridiplantae, Streptophyta, Magnoliopsida, Fabales, Fabaceae.
UUCAUUUCUAACAUUAAUCGUAUCGACCAAACUAAACUUAACCACUAAGCACUCUUCUCUCAGUUCCGAUUCCCAAACUCAGAAUCCACCAUGUCGUUUCCCUUCAGCCACACCCACCACCGCAGAGACGACGACGACGACGACGAACGACGCACCGCUUACCCUCCGCCGGGAAACACCUUCCCCAACCCUCACCAACAGCCGCCCCCACCAUUCUACGGCGCUCCUCAACCACCACCCCCUGAGCCCGAGACCAACGUGUUCCACACCUCUCACGUGCCGCCACCAGGACACGUGUCGCAGGAUUUCGGCUACUCAGCUCCCCCGUCUCAUCAUCACCACCACCAUCAUCAUCAUGAAGCCGAUCACGGGUACUCCCACGGGUACUCCCCUGCUCUCGAUGCAGCUGAUUACCCCCCUCCUGGAACCACCUCCACCGUUCACCACGUGGCUCACGAGUCCCACCACCACACCCCUCAUUUCUCUUCUCACAACGCUCCCAGCAGCACCACCACUGUGACCCACGUCAGCCACCAGACGAACACCGGUCUCCGGAGCAAACCUACAGUGAGGGUUGUCACCAAAGCUGCGCCCGAUUUCUCUCUCACCAUUCGUCAUGGCCAAGUCAUUCUCGCACCCUCCGAUCCCUCCAAUGAGUACCAGCAUUGGUACAAGGAUGAGAAGUACAGCACGAGGGUGAAGGAUGAAGAGGGGUGCCCUGCUUUCUCUUUGGUCAACAAGGCCACUGGUGAGGCCUUGAAGCAUUCCAUUGGUGGCUCUCAUCCAGUUCGGCUGAUAGCUUACAAUCCAGAGUACCUUGACGAGUCUAUUUUAUGGACUGAGAGCAGAGACCUAGGUGAUGGGCACAGAGCUAUAAGGAUGGUGAAUAACGUUCAUCUUAAUGUGGAUGCUUUCCAAGGUGAUAAGAAAUCUGGAGGUGUGCAUGAUGGCACUACAAUUGUCCUCUGGGACUGGAACAAAGGUGAUAACCAGCAGUGGAAGAUCUUACCUUACUGAGUGGAGUGGCUUUGAAGAUGCUGAGUUAAGAGGACCAUUGGCCUUGUAUCUGAGUGGUUUGUGCUUUGAAUAUUUUCCUUGCGGGUGUUAUCUAGAAUAUGAAUGAUCUGGUGCAUUUACUGCUACUAUGCGAUGCAAUCAGCUUUUUUAAUUGAAUAAAGUGUGUGUUUAUCUAUUACUACUGCGUACAUGUGACACUGGUUUAUUGUGCUGAUUACCAUAUAUUGAUAUUUGUGGUGUAUACAGUUCAUGUACCUCUUUAUAUAUCUUUGUUUCAUCUGUCA